Penaeus chinensis is the source of this 2212-nucleotide messenger RNA. Its product is annotated as zinc transporter 6-like. Gene Ontology annotation, cellular component: membrane. Gene Ontology annotation, molecular function: monoatomic cation transmembrane transporter activity. The record is from RefSeq and is a predicted model, not a curated record. Gene Ontology annotation, biological process: transmembrane transport; monoatomic cation transport. Lineage: Eukaryota; Metazoa; Arthropoda; Malacostraca; Decapoda; Penaeidae. Bases 1 to 2073 code for a protein of 690 amino acids. The transcript has 13 exons.
AUGGGUUUUUUGCGUGGCGUCAAGCACUCGCCGAAUUUCCCUCCUGACGACGAGGAAAAUGUGUCGCUCAAAACAGGUGACAUCGGAGCCUCCUUUCAUCUCCGUGGGGGAAUUUGGGACAUCACGUGGCAAGGGAUGUGGGCAAGACGACGGCCCCGGGUACACGACCACACAAAGCGUCCACACACACGAAUGAAGAUGAAGAGUUUGCAGUUCCUCCGCAUCGUAGUAAGAGGUCCUCGCGACACGGAGUCUGGACCAACACUGAGUGGCAUUAGAAAAGAACACCAACACGACGUGGAAAUCUCCGUCAAAAUACCGACCAAAGAAACAUUAAAAUUGCAAUACCUGAACACGUAUAUUUCUGGAAAUGGAGUACGGCAAAGAGCAAACAAUGCUGAAUGUGAUGAAGAAGCACCUCAUUACUUUAUCCGACCAUUCAAGGAGGGAGCUGCAUCCCUGUCAUCUCUGCAGAGCUUCAUCCAAGAACUCGUAUGGUUGUUCAAUCAGAGAGAGGCACAGCAAACCUUAGGCCUCGUUGCCGUGAACCUCUUAGCCACCCUCUUGCUCCUUUCGUGGUGCCAUGCGACGCGAAGCAUGGCUCUCAUGGCAUACACAUACCUCUCGUGGUUUAGCUUAUUAAGUUUGGUAACAUGCUUAGUGUGUGUAUGGGCUGAGAGUCAAAAGGCCACACCAACAUUCACCUUCGGAUACCGGAGAUGUGAAGCCCUGGCUGUGUUCGCUUCUGUGACUCUCUCAUUACUUGGUGCCGUCAUUAUAGUCAAGGAAUGCAUUGAGAGACUACUGGAACCAGAAGAAAUACAUAUGGGCAUGUUAUGUAUGGGUGGCAUAGUGGGAUUGCUACUCCAUCUUGGUAUGACAGUCUUGGCACACAAUCCUCCCCUCACUCAAGUUUUACGCGCAUCUCAAUCAUCACUGUUGCAGGAGCAUGUAGCUGAUAUGUGCCAGAGUCUUUGCAACUAUGUGCCAGCCCUGUCACGCGUGCUCCUGCCAAGAGUGAAUCCAGUGGUUCUCAUAUCAAUUGCAGGUUUCCUGGCAAUCAUCGGAGACAAUAUCAUCCUGGAGAUAUAUAACUACCAGGCAGCAGAUAGCAUAGCAGCUCUAAUCAUUGCAAUCCUCACUAUCACCACUAUGUUUCCGCUGUGCGUUUGCUCUGCCAGUAUCUUACUCCAGACAACCCCAGUCAGUGUGUUUGCACAACUAGACAAAUGUCUAAGAGAAGCACUCACCCUUGAUGGAGUGCUUGAGUUUCGUCAUGAGAAUAUUUGGACAUUGGGCUUAAGUGAUCCUUCUCGUGGUUCACUAUCUCCUUUAGGAGAUCACAGUGGAUUUAUUCUAACAGGAAGCCUUCAUGUUCGUAUUAGACGUGAUGCUAAUGAGCAGAUGGUCUUAGCUCAUGUACGUGAAAGACUUGCACCUCUGGUGCCAUUACUGACAGUUCAGGUCUUUAAGGAUGACUGGACUCGUAGCUCCACUACACUGCAGUUGCUGAACGAUUCUUCCAGAGCCCUUGCUAGCUCACCAUCACAUUCACCUCAUUAUGUUAAUGUUACAUAUCCCCAUAUUUAUCCCUCUGCCAAAAGUUCAGGAGGUCGUAGUCCCUUCUUCCCACAUAAUUCACCCAUGGGGCCCCUUUCCACUUAUUCUCCCUCCACAUUAUCUCAAGGAAGCAUAGGAUACUCCCACAGCACACCAACCCUGUCUUCUUCAUCAGGCUCAGAACACUAUGAUCAUGGAGCCCACAGGCAUUUUCCAAAAGAGAGAAUGGGUCUCCAAAAUAAUCCAUCAGAUGACACACACAGACUCAGUUCAGCAAUGCAUAAAGAGGCAACGUAUCUCAGCAGUCCGGGCUUGGACGAAAGCCAGGAAAAGGUUCAAGGAAGUAGAGUGGGAGAGGGAAGCUUUACAGGUAAUCAGCUUAGUCAGAAACCAUCUCCUUAUUAUGUUAAUGUUGACUUUUUAAAUAGAUCAAAUGUUUUACAUGAUAAUACAUGGAAUGCUGCAGGUAGUAGAAACCAAGAGGAAAAUCUUAUGAAUGAUGGUACAAGAUAAUAUUUAUUUAAUAGUGUUAUUCUUUCAUGUACUCAGCAUUUGAUAUUUUAUGUAUAAUCUUCAUAUUUUUUUACAAAAGGAAAAAUAUAUAUAUCGUUAAAAAAUAGAUAGAAUAAAUUGUCUUAGGAUUAAUAAGUAA